Messenger RNA from Physcomitrium patens, 2374 nucleotides. RefSeq lists its product as uncharacterized. The record is from RefSeq and is a predicted model, not a curated record. Lineage: Eukaryota; Viridiplantae; Streptophyta; Bryopsida; Funariales; Funariaceae.
CUCUAUACUUUUCUCUGAAGAAUCUGGCUUAUGGGUCGAAUCGUGCAUAUUUGCGUUCGUGGGUGUCGAUGGUUUUAUAUUGUCUUUUUUUGCCUUUUCUGGUAUGUUGACGUCAAUAGUUCAGCCGUCGGGAUGCAUAUCGGUCGAUUUAGAUCGGCUCUUGUAGAGCAGGGACCGCUCGCACCUUGAACUGUUGUUGUGGAGGGUUUGUUUGGAGAGCUAUUUUCUUGUUUAGUUGGGAGUGUUACGAACGAUUGUUGUCUCUUCAAGCUGAGUGCCGUAGAUUUGGUUGCGAAGGCACGGUGUCUCGUCCAUUCUGAAACUUCACCUCCUUUCGGACAAGGUUUCAUUUGAAGUAACUUGACUUAGGUGAUGCAUAGGAGCUUGUAAGUUUGAAGGACCAUUGGGCUUGUGGGAGCUGUCGGUCGCCUUCACUGCCUCAUUCAAAGUUGUUGCGAAUAGACUGAAUAUGUCAUGUGGGCGUGGACUUCUUGUAAUGAGGGCGGAAACUCAGGAUUACUGACAGGAACCUCGCGGAUUGCGUAGUGAGAGUACCUGGCUGUGUGAUAACCGCUAGACCACACCAACUGAUGGCGGAAGUCUACAAUUUUUGUGAGGGUGACCGACUGAGUGUCAUGCCUUACAGCAGGUUAAUUGUAACGAUCAAGUAUGCUGAUGGCAUAAGAGACCUAUCCUUGGAUGGAAAGGGGGCCUCAUAUGUUACUCUUCAGUGUGGGAGUCAAGUUUCUCAGACCGAUGUUGCUAAAGGAGCUGGUGCCAAACCCUCAUUCAACACAACAUUUGAGUUCAAAACUGACCAAUCCACGAAUGCUCUCAUCGUUCACGUUUUCAGCCUCCAUCCAGAGAAGGGCUACAGACGGGUCGGCCAAACUACAUUGGAUUUAAAAACAAUGUUUUCUAGUGGAGCUACUGUGGACUCCAGAGCGUUUCUUCUUUCACGGCGCACCCCUGGAAAAUUUGGGGGCUACAUUUUCCUCUCUCUCACAUUAGAGGCGAUGCAAUCUCCCUAUUCUCGUCAGCAAACAUUUCCACUGCGCUCAGAUCACCAGCAUUCCUCUAAUCGCGACGACGAAUAUAGAAGCCGUAGCCUUGGUAGCUCCAAGUCUAGCGUAGAACCCUGGAGCCCUGUUGGAGGAUGCUAUGGAACCCAGUCGCAGUCACCUUACGAGGACUUUGGACUUGACUCAGAUUUUUUUGAUGGGUUUGGAGCUAUUCCCGGCGCUGAAAACAACAAACCGCCGCCACCAAAAAGCACCAGUAACAGGAAUCAUCCUGGCAGUCCAGGUGGCGGUAACAAACGGACUCCACAAUCGCAGCCAUCUCGUUUGUAUCCUGGCCAGCCUGGGAAACCACGCCCGGUUUUCUCCAGAGACUCCCCGACUGCGGCUUCUGCGAGCCCUCCUCGCACCCGUCGCCUCCCUCCCUCUGACUCUUGUGUACCAAUUGUAACAUGCGGAUCGAAAGUAGUAGAGCCGCAGCCCCAGAAGUCACAACCAAAACCGGAGAUUCGACAUCAGCACCAGCCCUCGAGGGCACAACCAGACAAGCAAUUUCAACGACAGCAGCCACCCCCUUCACGCUACAAGCCGCUACCACAACACCACGUGCCGCCACAACCAUACUAUGAACCGCCGCCAACAGCAUCACCAAUGCCACCACAGCCAGCGCCGAGUCUUGGCAUGCAAGUGGCCAAAGUUGCUGUUCCGAUCGCUGCAAAAAUCGCGUUGUCAUCACUUGGGGAUUUAUUCUUCUGAUAGACCACCAGUUGCAACCCUCGAUCAGGUUGAGGUACACCAACCGAUCCUUCACAAACUUGUCGGCUCUGUUGCGGGAGAUGGUCCGUUCGGUGAAUGUUUAAAUCAGUCAAGUGCGCUUUUGUGUUUCUUUCACAGUCCACCCUUGGGACCAACAUCGACAUCCUAGCUGGGUUCUAAUGGAAAUGUCAAAGACUGCAAUUGCGGUCUAGUUUCGGAUGCCGUGCUUGAAGUCUGGUACAUCCACGCUGCCACCUUGUGCCGUUAUAGGUUUGUCGGUAUGGAACGCCCGAGAGGUGCCGACUGGUGAUUGUUUUGCCAUGGAUCCAGCUCCGAGAAAAUCUUCUGUCUCUCAUCGACUGAGACUUCGAACCCUUUGUGUGCUUUGCUUGCUGGUACAACACAAGCAUAUAAAUAUUGAACAAUCAACCUGUCAAUCGAUUUAUUUGUCACUAUAUAUUUAGAUAUAUCUGAACCUUCUACAUGAUUUUAUAAACCAUCGUGUGGGUAUUGUUGAAGUGAUUUCACUGUACUGUAGUCUCUGACGCUUAAGUAUUGUUAAAAUUCGUUUUGAUAUUUUAAGCAAGAAUCCUCAGAAA